This is a messenger RNA of Daphnia pulicaria, 1978 nucleotides long. RefSeq names its product splicing factor U2AF 50 kDa subunit-like (gene U2af50). Gene Ontology annotation, cellular component: commitment complex; nucleus; U2AF complex. Gene Ontology annotation, biological process: mRNA processing. The transcript has 8 exons. Gene Ontology annotation, molecular function: pre-mRNA 3'-splice site binding; poly-pyrimidine tract binding. The record is from RefSeq and is a predicted model, not a curated record. Lineage: Eukaryota; Metazoa; Arthropoda; Branchiopoda; Diplostraca; Daphniidae. The coding region runs from base 151 to 1620 and encodes 489 amino acids.
UCGAACCUCGUCUCCGACGCCAUUCGCCCAUUCCCAGCCUUUAAUCAAACCGGCUUACAGUCUUAGUGAAAAUUUGGACAAUAAUUAACUGUUUUCCUCUGCUGUGUUUCUUCUUAUUGUCGUACAAAAGCUAACAAUCACACGUUAAUCAUGGGAGAAGACAAAGAUGAUCGUAAAGUUGACAGGGAGAGAGAUCGUGACCGUUCCAGAGAUAAGGAAAAGGACAAGGAAAGAGACAAGGAUAGGGAAAGAGAUAGAGACAGGGAUCGUAGACGGUCCAGGUCUCGUGACAGAAAGAGAAGGUCUAAAUCUAAGGAAAAGGAGAAGGAGAAGAAGCGUAGCAAGUCCCGUGAACGUGAACGCAAAAGGAGUCGUUCUCCUGUUAAAAAGCAGCGCCGAAGAAAGCCGUCUAUUUACUGGGAUAUUCCUCCUAUUGGUUUCGAACACAUCACACCCAUGCAAUACAAAGCAAUGCAAGCUGCCGGACAAAUUCCAGCUAACAUAAUGACGGAAGUAGCCCCACAAGUCCAAGUACCAGUAGUGGGUAACACAAUCACUCGUCAAGCCAGGAGACUCUAUGUUGGGAAUAUUCCUUUUGGAGUUUCUGAUGUACGCGCAGCGGAGGAGGAAAUGAUGGAUUUCUUCAAUCAACAGAUGCAUUUGUCUGGUCUGUCUCAAGCUCCAGGUCAUCCCAUUUUAGCUUGUCAAAUUAAUCUGGAUAAGAAUUUUGCAUUCUUGGAGUUUCGGUCAAUUGAUGAAACUUCCCAGGCCAUGGCUUUUGACGGUAUUAACUUUAAAGGUCAAACUCUAAAAAUCCGCAGACCCCAUGAUUAUCAUCCAACACCUGGUGGUGGCGGCGGAGGAGGAGGAGGUGGUGGUCCCGAAACAACGCCCGGCAUGAGUUCUGGUGGUAUAACUGAAAAGAGGGCUGGAGGUGGAGGUGGUGGAGGAGGAGGAGGCACAAUGAGCACGAUCGUCCCGGAUACACCCCACAAAUUGUUCAUCGGUGGACUUCCAAAUUACUUAAACGAAGAACAAGUAAAGGAAUUGCUGAUGUCUUUUGGACAACUUCGAGCCUUUAACUUAGUUAAAGAUACGGCUACUGGCUUAUCCAAGGGAUACGCUUUCUGCGAGUAUGCCGACGUCACCGUCACCGAUCAAGCUAUUUCCGGAUUGAACGGUAUGCAGUUGGGAGACAAAAAGAUCAUCAUCCAGCGAGCCAGUGUUGGAGCCAAAAACGCCGCUGCUUACGCCCAGAUGCCAGUCCAGAUUCAAGUACCAGGAUUCAAUCUUGCUGCCGGUCCUGGCCAACCGACAGAGGUUUUAUGUCUGCUGAACAUGGUGACACCCGAGGAAUUGAGGGACGACGAGGAAUAUGAGGAAAUUGUGGACGAUAUUCGUGAGGAAUGCAAUCGUCAUGGAGCCGUACGUUCAGUCGAAAUCCCCAGGCCGUUGGAGGGUGUCGAUGAUGUACCGGGAGUUGGCAAGGUCUUCGUCGAGUUUAUUUCGGUGAGUGACUGCGUUAAAGCCCAGCAGGCGCUGACAGGUCGCAAGUUCGCCAAUCGUAUCGUCGUUACGUCAUUUUACGAACCGGAACGCUAUCACCGACGGGACUUCUAAGCCAUGACGGCUUCUGUCAUCAGACAAAAAGUAAUCCGCAAGAUAUGCCCCUUCUUUUUUUUUUUUUUACUUUGAUGAAACAAAUAACGUCAUGACGAACCGACGCUUGAUGAGAAUAAACGGCCUGAUGCGUACGGGAUUUCCCUUGAUGAAUUUGAUUUUCUUUUUCUUCCGUUUUUUUUUUUGUCAUUUCUAAAUGGGUUUUUCGAUAUUUUGCAUCAAGUUUGUGUUGUCCAACCUCUUUGUUUGGCGUGUCGGUGAAAAAAAACAAUAACAUGUGUAGUAAUGUAUAACCAAACCAUAUUUCCCAAUACACAAAUGUGCGGUGAACAUCAAACUGCCACAUUAUUCCAUUUUC